This is a messenger RNA of Dermacentor andersoni, 10177 nucleotides long. RefSeq lists its product as uncharacterized. The record is from RefSeq and is a predicted model, not a curated record. NCBI's taxonomy places the organism in Eukaryota, Metazoa, Arthropoda, Arachnida, Ixodida, Ixodidae.
CUAGCCAAAAUUUGAGCGCUUUCUAUGUCAUGGCAGACGACGCUCGAGAUGGGAGGUCCAGCUCCAACGCGUUAUCCAGCGUGUUUGCGGAAAUAUCUCAGCUGCGUUCACGUGAAGCUACGGACAUCACACCGUCCGGCUUCGUUGUCGUGACAAGUGCCAGUUUCUGGAUGGACAUCUUUAUCCGGCACUUUUUGUGUGCUGAGGGCAUGGACCAACACGAUGACCUUGUGUUCUUUGUGAAGAAGACGGCAUCCAAGGCAGCUCGACGCUAUGUUCCUCGCCUGGAGACGACCGUGCAGGUGUUUCGUCGCAACUCCAAGAAACUGCCCAUAGCUGACCUGGACCUGCACUGGGAGGAGACAGUCUACCUGAACCUGAUAGUACAGCAACUGGAGUACACGCUCACGGCGGCCGCAUGCCUACGCACGGGGAACCAGCAUUUACAGGUUCUGCGACGACGCUCGCAGCGUGUGUACGCCUCUCCUACACGGCAUAGCAUGGAGGACAAAGGGGACACGGAGGAAGUGGCCUACCCGGACAUCUUCUUUGCAGUUGACAAUUACGAGGAGGCUUUCCAGGGGCUAAACCUGAGGCCAGGCGAGCUGCUGUGUGUGGAGCUGUGCGCUCGGUGUCGCGACAGCCCCCAGGCGGCGCUGCUGUUCCUGGGGUGUGUGGCACACGAGCCCCUUGCUCGGACCCUGGCCCGCGCCGAUGCUUCCUCGUCUGGCACGCCACGGGGCCGGUGCCACUUUGUGGGCCUGAGGGGGCCCCAGGGGAGGGGUCAGGCACAGGUGGCACUGAGGAGGGCGGCGGCUGUGCCAUCACAGGAGUGGCCCUGUGGUCCGUGGCGCCGAAGCUCAGAGCCCGGCUUGGCGCCACCACCAAACCCGGGACCCCUGCACCGGUGUCGAUCCGAAAGGCAGGGCAUCGACCAGUGCGGAACCGGGGAAGAGCUUGAAGCUGACGACCUCCGAGAUGCUCUUUGUGGAGAAGACUGCGCGCCCGUGGGCAGCAACAGGAACGAGGGCCUUUUGGACACCAUGCUGACGUACGUGGCGCUACCAUGGCAUCACAUCGUGGCCGACCUGUUGGACAUCCGACGUGAGCCCCUGCUUACCUUCUAGCUUCUGCUCACCGUACAAGCGCCACGGGUUGCUUGGCCGCAUUUUUCUAGUCCGACACAGUGACCACGCCCUCGGCGCGUUCUCCAGAUCGAAUGCGGUCGGUGGGGGAGACAGCGACGCACAAGGGCACGAUGCUCAGUUCUAGAGAAACCUCACAAAUUUCUGUGCCACGACGUGUUGCAGACAUUGCACUUCAAGGCCUUUCUAUCUGUGUGGUGAAAGCAGAUGCGUUGGUUCUUCACCUUACACCAAUUGUGACUGUACAAGAAUGGGUGCGAACACCUUCUGUUUGCAGUGCUCAGGCUAUCUGCUGCUGGCACCGCGAGAAUUGGCCAUUCACGCCUGUUGUCUGUGCGAACAUUGUUCAGGAGUUGAGCCUGCCUCAAUAUCACUAGUAGCUGCUUGAAAUUGUUAAACCGACGACGAACUGUUUUUCUUCUGGCGAGAAAUUGUCGGCAGUCGCUACUGCGUGUACUCAUCAGUUGUGUGCAGGCCUCACAAGCUGUGCACAACCUUUUUCCUGAUUGGCUGGAUAUCCAGCUUGGUAUUGUAUGUUAAUCAUACACUGGUACAGGAUUGGUCGAAGCGAAGAACGUGCGCUCCAUUCCUUGUGCCCUGGAUGCUAAAAUUCUGGUGAAAGUUUAGAAACAUUAAGCAGAACACAUUUCGGCCAUUAAAUUUUGUGCAGGCAUUGCCCAGCAUCAGUGUGCAUAUUGCAACGUGCAGCAGUUAAUAGGUAUACUUUUAAUUUUAAAAAUUGAUGCUGCGCUACUGUAUCCUUUGUGCGUUGCGUUAGUCUUUAAGCUAGCGCAAGUCAUCAUAACGAAGCACAGCCAACUAUUUCCCUAUCCUUUCACUGUUGAACUUGAUUAGCUGUAGCUUAGAGGUUCCGGCCUUGUGACGAGUCCUACGAUACCAGAUGAUAUUAUAACUAUCGAGUGUAGUGUCUGCGGCAAAGUUAAGACAUUUCACACGAUUUCCUACAUUUGUACAAGCACCAAGAGCAUGCACGUUGUCACAUGUGUGGCCAGCAGCUCAUCAUAAGUUUUUACAAAAGUUGCGGUAUUCUCAUGAUGCAGUAGUGCACACUGAAACUUAUCUUUGCUUGCCAUUGACAGAGUGCGCCUAGCACAGAGACGUUUUCUUAUAAUGUUGCAGCAGGCAGGAGUCCUGUGCAUUGCAUUUGUAUGCAAAUUAUUUGCUGCAGCUUUGUUACACCACACGCAGGCACCAAACAUCUGCAGCUCAAGAAACGACAUCAAUAUAUUUGCAUAAUGGCAUGUAGAACAUUUUCAAUAUGCAUGCUUGUCUCAUUUUCUUUUUGUACCAACAUUGCAUAUAUUGAUAGAUGGAGCCUUGCCUACAAGAUUUGCAAUCAUGCCUCAGUGACAAAAACGUCACUGUGGUGUUACAGAGAGUAGAAAAAAGGCUGGUUUUGGUUUGGAAUCUGUAAGCCAUGCAUGGGAGCUGUACUUGUGGUCACUUGGUUAGACACGUUUGGAUGAAAACGUUGUUAUGCACAGGGACGAAAUCGGACGACACAAACGCAGUCGCACUCUUUGUGGUGUGUGCUUCGUCCAGUUUUGUGCCGGUGUACUAUAACAGCAUGUUUAUCUAUAAGCCGUGUAGGGGUGCACAGCUGUGUGGGCACAGUUGCUUGGGAGGGUGGCAUUGGUUAGGCAGCAUUGCCGUGAUCUUUCGACAGUGAAACCGUGCUAUCCCCAAAAUGAUUCCAUCCAUACCAGGUUCUCGGCGUAGAACUCAAAGUCGCGGUAGGUGCGACAGCGCUGACCGUGGCACUGUCAGCUGUAGUUCUCACUUGUUGGACGCUACCUUGGACGAUUAGUUCAGUCUUUAUAAAACUGUUUUUCUUCUGGCGAGAAAUCGUUGGCAGCCGCUACUGCGUGUGUACUCAACAGUUGCGUGCAGGCCUCACAAGCUGUGCACAACCUUUUUCCUGAGCAGACGGAAGUGACAAUAGAACCAAUACGAAAUCUAAGUGAGCCAUGAUGUUUGUCAGAAGAGAUUAUGCUGAAGCACGUGCAGUUUUUACUGGUGUGUUCACACAUGUUGUGUUACUUGCCCUAGAACCAUUGGACCAGUGGUCUCAGUAUGGCUUGCUAAAUCUGUGCAGUGAGAUGAGCAUCAUUGGCUAAAUUAACGCCCAAUCGUCACUGCACAUAUUUAUCACUAGGUAUUCCAGGUGUUACUCAGCUUGCAAUGUGUUGAAUGAUGAGACUUCACGCUUUGCCUGCACUGGCUGAACUAGUUUAUGCUGUGCAGUAAUUGGCUUUUUUGGUUGGUCUACUGAGUGCGAGUCAUGCGUAGACCACUCCACUUGCUGUGAAGUCAGUUAACUGUCCAAUUGCACUGCAGGAAUAAUUGAACAUUGAUGCUACAUUGAACACUGAGGUUUCUACCCUGCUAAAAAGCAUUGAGUAUUUGCAUGCCAACAUUAUGAAUGUUGCAGGGACGUGUUUUGUCAACAUUAUCAACACCGUUUCUGCAACAUCAGUACAGGUGUUGCAUCAGUACCGGCCUGCAUCAGAGCAGUUCACAUUUUAUUUAUCUGCUCGCAACAGCGUCUGACAAUUGUUCGCAACUGCAUAACAGUGCCACUGAACUGCAUACAACCACCUUGGACAGUAUUUGCAGGGAAGCCUAAUGUACUGUCGUGAAUGAAUAUAGUGUCAUCAGCAACUUCCUUUACAAUUUCGAUCAUUAUGAAAUAUGCAUGCUUCACAAAGUAGUGAAAGGCAUAUGAAUACCACACUCAAGGAUUGUACAUAGGCCAACAACAUUGUAAUACUCAGUUGCAUCAUCAUCAGCCAUUGCUACCACAGCUGUAUCAUAGCCAAAGCCAUUGACUCGCAUGUUGUUGCUGCUCACAUCAAUGCAUAAUAAUUACUAACAUGGCUAGCUGUAGCUCCCAUGAUCGUUUUGGACAUCCUGUAAUGCGAGAACGUUCAAACCUUCGCAGUUUGGCUACUCAUUAUUCACUCUGGCCUAACUGACAUUAGGGUUUAAAUGUGUGCAAGCCCAUUUGCUGAUAAUGUUGACCCUCGAUAUUACAAACAUGGUUAUAAUAAAUCGCUGCAUACAAUUCAGCAAAUCUAAAAUGUUUCUUGCCAAUAUCAGUGUGUAAAGAUUAUAUACUUAAGAUGAAUAUCGAAUAUAAUAAAGAUAUUUUCGUGUCAGAGGCAACUUCACUUAAUAGUGGAGUUCAACUCUACUGCCCAGCUACAAGGUUGUCUCAGUAGCGCCUGCUCGCUCCUAUUGGUGGCACUUUGGAAGUUAGGAAUAAAAGGAGACUGCAUCAAAGAAGUUGAAAGAAAGUGCAAUGUUCGAUGUUCAGUACUGUCUUUUAUGUGUGCUACGUAACUGACGUUGAACCAACAAGAUCUGUUAACCUUGCCUAAGAGACCUGUGACUUUGCGUCGGCAUCCUGCUAGUUGGGAUGUUUACCAACUGGCGGGAUACCAACUAGCAUGUUAUGAACCAGUAAGUUUGCAAACUAGCAGGCUGUAACUUUGUUGUGAGCAUUCUUCUAAACUUGCUUAACAGACCUAUGACCUCGCACUGGCAACCAACUAAUCUAAUCUAACUAAUCUAAUCUAAACUAAUCAGUUUCAUGCCCAGUGCACGGACGCAGUUUCAUAUUCUGCUGCUGGCUACGUUUCUUUGGACAUGCUGUAAUCAUUUCCACGGUAACGCUGCACACAGGUUUAUAUGCAGCCACAAUCGGAUAGUCUGCAUUUACAUAGCACGAUGAAAUGCUGCAUGUGCUACCAGCGAAAAGGUACUGAAUUGCAAUGUCUGCAACACGGUGUUGUGCACUGCUUUGGUAUCCUCAUUGGCAUUCGCAGCAAAUUGUUUUCCUGUCUAGUCAUUCCAUGCCCCGCUGGCUCGCAGCUGCUGGUCAGCUGCCUAGAGAACGUCGGCCGGCAAAGCUCAAAACAAUCUGGGACGGCAGUGUUGCAACUCGUGCAGGCAGCAGCAGCAGCAGCACUGUUGUCCGCACUCACCCUCGGAAGGUGGCAUUUUUAUUUUUGGAGCAAAGCGUUGUCACACUCCCCAGUUUGUGCAGGUCAUUUGUACUCCUAGUCUUUAGUCAGGUUCAUAAGGUAGGACAAACACACGCGGCUGUCACCAUGGAGGAAGGAAAAAAAUAACUGAGACACCCUGAUGCCAAUCUCUGUGAAGCCUUGAACCGGCAGCUCCAUAUUAUGGUCGGCUCCUCCUCGCCACCUGCCCUUGCGCAUUUCGAAGCCAAGCGCACCUCCUCCACACUCUGUACCGCGCCGUCCGAGGUCGCAUAAGUCACGGGGAGCAAACAGUGCCCUUAGCAACCAAAUCAAAUCAUUCAGCGAUCACAGGAUGUUUGGGGCGGGAAAAAAAAAGUUAAGCUGGCUUGACUGGGCCCUGCCCCCAACGAAUGGUGAACAAUAAAAAAGUGCGGAUAACUAAACAGGUCACAGACUUGCAGUAAGGUUGUAUUAACAAUGCGCAUAGAAAAGAGCUUCAGCAUUGUCCAGCAAAACAGAUCAGACAACUUUAUAUAAAUUGGUAGGCAACAACAGAUGUCAGUUAGCACGGAAUAAAUUUCUGUAAGAAAAAUGAGAUCUGGCCAUGAAACCAGACUCCAGGGUGCAAAGCAGGGAACACAUGAUGUAUAAAAAUUUGGGUAAUGUAAUGUGGAUUACGGUUUGCCCUACAAAUGAGAACGAAGAAGGCCUACAAUGACGCACGACUUUCAUUGCAUUUGUCAUAAUGCAUCUGGGACAGUUUGGAUUUUUCCUUAGUUGUUCUUCCUCCAUUGUGGCCGUCACCUCACGAAUUAUUCAUUUCAUAGCACUCGUGUUGAAAAUUACAUUCAAAAUGCCUUUCACAUCAAUUUUUUUAUAAGGAACACAUCAUUUGGGAGAUAUUUGAUGAGAAAAAAAAAUUUUUAAAGUCUGGCAGUAGACAGUUUACAGUCUGGUGGGUUUGCAUUAGUACAUCUGUUGAGCAAAAGAGAGAGAGAGAAGUGUUUGUUUUGAAGUACAGAGAGCCGUGCCAGAGACCCCAUAAUUGAGACAAAGACCCGAAUUAGCGUGCCAACAGAACGGUCAGCACUCUGCAUUUGCAAGUGGUUUGCAUGCUCUGCUUGGCUUCAGUGUGUGCGCGACAACUGCUGUGUUGACCAUGACACUCAAUGGUACGAGUACUGACUUUUUUUGGAGGAGCUGACACAUGGUGUCCGCAGUGCGUGUGUGGAAGAAAUACCUUGUUGAUGUAUUCAGAGUUUUGACGAGAACUGCUCUUAACUCUCACAGGACUGAUGGAACAAGCAUUUUGUUUGUUCCGGAAAGUGGAACAUACUGGCUGUACUGCAUGCGUGAAACAAAAAAAAAAGCUUGUUAAUAUAUUUUCAGAGUUCAUUGGGGCCAUUCGGUACUCUCUGUUCACCCAGAGCAGAGCUUUCAACGUAAAACCUAAUUUGGAGCUCUUAUCCUGUAGGAUUGUUAACGGUGAUGGCUGAAGAUGCAGAGUUUUAUGGAAGACCAGAAAACCUAAAGGCAAAUGACAGCCUGAGGCGGUAUUAUGUAAGAAUACUUUUCUCUUGGAGUAUAUAUAUUCGUUUAUGACCACCCAUCGCAGCAAAUGGCUGAUAGUAGUGGCAAAAUAAGUGUAACGUCACUCUGCCCAAUGACCAAGGACAAAAAAAAAAUGGAAAACAAAAAGAACCUUUACAUAAUAUGGCCCCUGAGCUCUUCUCAGGGUACUGCAUCACCACAGGUGCAUGGGAAGUAGAUGACAUCUAACUAGUACUGAAUACUUGUUCAAGAGGCAGGUGGCAUGACACGUAGGUUCCUUGAAAAUUUGCUGGAGGAAGCUCUCGUGCUAGCAACUAUGGGAGCUGCAUGCACUCCUAAACUUUCUCCUUCUGGCUUCAAACAGCUCUGUUACUUGCGAAGUGCUCAACAAAAUAUUAGGUUAUGAAUGGAACAAUUCGCAACGAUUAUGCAUGCGCGCAGAGUCUUAUUGUCUUAUUGGCUUCAUGCAUCUAGAGAAUGAUUGCUUGAAAAUUUAGAACGAUGAAGCGUAAUAAGUAAUGCUCCAAGAACCUCUGAAGCCACAAGCACGAAGAGUAGACAAAUCCGACGUACUAAUUAUGCACAUUCUUAUGGUUAGCUGAAUGAUCACAGUGCCAGAGUUUCCUGUAGUAACUUUUGUGAGAAACUAUAGCAGGAAAGACAUGACAGAAAAUGCAAAGUGUAGAGAUAUGCAAUGGCAUUGGAUAAAAUCGAGUAAAAAAAAAAUCCAUUUUUAUGGUUGACUUACAAUGUGGAAGGGAUAACGACUACGUUAAAAAAAAAAAAAAACCUGUGCCAGCCUAUCUUUAACCAUGAAGAUAUGAUGGGUAUGUGUAGGGAAAGAGCAAAUAUCGUGAGAAGUUGCAAUGAGCAAGGAACAAGUUGACAACGCAAUAUUUUUUUUUUAUAAGCACUUCACUUUCAUUAUUGCACAUCUCUCAAAAAUCACAGUUCCUUCAUAGAAAAGCUUAAUUGAAGGUGUGGUGACACGAUGGUUAUCUACACGAGACUUCCUUGAUUGUUUCCCACAGCGUCUCACUUGUCAAGUUAUAACAGGACAAAACCACUUUGCUAGCAAAGAGGGCUGAGAUGACCAGUUGAGUUUGAGCGUACAUUGCACAUUCCCAUAGUCUUUCAUUGGGACAGCAUCCGUGUGUCCAGUAUGUAAAGCAUUUCUGCAGAGGCCCCAUGAACACAUUACAGUUGACAGAAUUGUGAAACACCAGAGACUGGUCUGCAUAGCAACACUGGUAGCCCUGGCUUGUGAUGGAGAUGUCAUACGAAGGUGCUGGUGCAAACCUCAUAACCUAUCUGCUAGUGCAAACACAUCAGCAGAAACUAUUAUUACUAUAUAAUGGAUCUCUCUUCAUUUGGCCUUGCGAGGAGACACUUAAAAGGUUUCGGACACAUAGUUAAAGAAAGUAUCACAGGACAGCGCUACCAGCACUUUUGCUGGCUUCAGUCUCUCCAGUGCAUAGGUAUUUCUUAAGCUGUGAUACAUUCAUGCACAGAGUAAAACUACCUUAUUCUGUUUUCCUCCAGUUCAAGAGAUUACAUACAUAACUUCCUUUUCACAUUUACAGCAUCUGUUUUGUUCCUAGUCUGCAUACGUCUUGUAAAGGCUAGUAGCUUCUUUGCAAGUUUCAGGUGUGCUUUAUGUUAGAAUUAAAUGCAGCAUUUGCUUAUGUGUAGCUGUCAUUAUACCUGCCAUGCCUCAAGUCAGUCUCGCUCAUUGACACGUCAACAAGCCCAAAUUCACAAGGCAUCACUGUGGGUUCCCCUGCUAAAUUGCGAUCCAGCUUUGCAUCUUCAUUUGCCGUUGUGACUAAACUGUUAUGAUUGUAGCAUGCACUUUCAGCAGUCUGCAACCAAGUGGUCAUGCGCAGUUUAGUGUUAUUGAAUGUGUAUAUGCAAAGUUUUCUUGGCGCAUCUUGUCAACCGUGUCGCUUUCUUUCUUGGCCUGCUGUACCUGGCUGGCCACAGGAUGUUGAGGUCAUGCAAUCUGUCAACAUGAGCUUUGCCUGUUUGAACUUUGGAUUGUUGUUGUACAGUCUUGCGACUUGGCAUUGGACACUUGUCACUGUAGCAUGCACUGCUGGGACUGUGUACAGUCCUUGCAGUAUCCCUUUUAUGUCAGUGUCACAGGUGCAAGAUUAGUGGCGCUAAGUGCUAAGUCCCUAAGUUCUUUGAUGACAUUAUGUGUGCAGUCAGCACAACACACAUGUAUGUAUUUAAUGUCAUUAAGUGCUGUGGUAAUGGCAUAUGCAAUCGAUGCAGCAGGUUAUGGUUUGGUGUCACGAUUUUCAAAGAGAAAGGCCAUCUGUUGCUUAAAUGCACGAACAAUUUCACAAAAAAAACGUUAGUAGGCAUUUCUUAAGCAAGAUCUGCUGUUUCAGCUGUGUUUAUGCUCAUGUCUAGAAGCAUCCCUGUCGACUGCUGUCAAACCCAAAGUUGAUGUGGUUGAAGGAGAAUGUCAGCUCUAGUUUUGAGAAUGUGAAACCGAACAGAUGACAGUGAUGAGGAUGAAUGUAGUGUUGUGUGGUGCAAGGGUCAAGUAUGACCAAAGAGCACCGGGCCAGAACAGAUGACAGUGCUGAUGACUUCUGAUGUGUGAAAAUACUUUCAACAAAUAGUUGUGAUGACUUUGUUACAUAUGUGUUUCAAGCCAUCUAACCAAAUGUUUCUCAACACAUGCUUUUAGUGUACUAUGGAGUUACUGGAAUGUGGCAUGUUCCGAUUGGCACCAAGUCCACCUGUGUGGCAGCACACGAAUGUAUUUUGCAGUUAUCUCGUUAGCACUUAAUGCCAUUCGUUUCGCUUGUGUGACACAGGUAUUGCAAGGUUCUCAUGGAAUGUAAACAUUGUGCUUGUGUCGACAUGGACAAGGGUAAACUUUUACUUUUAGGAGAAAGGACAUGUGCUGUGCUGUGGCUUGUGGUUUUCAGCUAGAACUGUUGCUUAUACCCUCCCUGUAGGAACAUGGCACAUCUAGUCAAAUUUACACUGUCAUCUUUCCUGCAAAUGAGUGUAAAUUGACUUUAUUUUAGAUAUGUUAAACGGGUAUUUACUGCUGUGGAUACCAAAGGAAGACUGGAACGAAAUACGGAAUAAAUGUAUAUUGGAGGAGUAUUUCUCAAAAAAUUUUGCACUUCAAUAAAGAAAAGUUUUCAGCGGAGAAAAGCGAGGCUGAACUUUCUAUAUUUUACAGAAUCAAUUGCAUGAGUACGAUGUCGCAGAUUUCAAUGCAUUGUCAGGUGUUUUCUAUGUGUUCACGAAGAAAAUGUUCCCGAAAGUAACCAGGUUGAGUUCCUGCUUAGAUUUGAAUGCAGUGUGAUCUUCAUUAGGAAACAAGAAACUGGCUCAAAAUAGACACUGUCAAAAUUGUUAUCAUGGUUAAAUGGUGCAAGAAAUGUUGUUUCUGUGUCCAUACUGGCUUUUUGUAUUUUGAUUACAGUAAAGAUGAUUUGUUUGGGA